AUGCUCAAGCCCAGAGACCCCGGAGGUUCGUCCUUCCUGAAAGUGGACCCAGCCUACUUGCAGCACUGGCAGCAACUCUUCCCGCAGAGUGCUCCGCUCAAGGGCGGCGGCAGCGGCGUCUUGGGCCAGCCGCAGCCUUUGCCCCUGCCGCCGCCCGUGCCUGAGCGCGCUGAGCCCGUGGCCGACAGCUUCCGCCCGCGCCCUGCCUCCCUGUCCUCUUCGGCCUCCUCCGCCUCCUCCACUCCCGCUUCUUCGACCACCUCUACCGCAGCCUCGGCUUCUUCUUCGUGCGCCGCCGCUUCCGCGGCUACGGCCGCCUCCUUGGCCGGCCUGGCCGCCCUGCCCGUGGCCCAGCUCCCUGUCUUCGCGCCGCUCUCCAGUUCCGAGGUGCUGCCCUCGGGAGCUCUGCAGGGCAAGGACUUGUGCGUCGGCUCGUGCUCGGGCUCCGGCUCCAAGUGUAGCAGCGGGGCCGCCGCCUGCGACAGGGGAGUCCCUCGAUUUCGCUGCACAGCCGAGGAGCUGGACUAUUACCUGUAUGGACAGCAGCGCAUGGAGAUCAUACCCCUCAACCAACACACCAGCGACCCCAAUAACCGUUGCGACAUGUGCGCUGACAACCGUAAUGGCGAAUGCCCUAUGCACGGCCCCCUGCACUCCCUUCGCCGGCUGGUGGGUACCAGUAGCACGGCCGCCGCCGCGCCACCGCCAGAGAUGCCCGAGUGGCUUCGAGACUUGCCUCGGGAAGUGUGUCUGUGCACCAGCACCGUUCCAGGCCUGGCGUAUGGUAUCUGCGCUGCACAGAGGAUCCAGCAGGGUACCUGGAUCGGACCGUUUCAGGGAGUGCUUCUCCCCCCAGAGAAGGUGCAGGCAGGGGCUGUCAGAAACACCCAGCAUCUCUGGGAGAUAUAUGAUCAAGAUGGGACACUACAGCACUUUAUUGAUGGUGGGGAACCUAGUAAGUCAAGCUGGAUGAGAUAUAUUCGAUGUGCUAGGCACUGCGGGGAACAGAAUCUAACAGUAGUACAGUACAGGUCAAAUAUAUUCUACCGAGCCUGUAUCGAUAUCCCCAGGGGCACUGAGCUUCUGGUAUGGUACAAUGACAGCUACACAUCCUUCUUUGGGAUCCCUUUACAGUGCAUUGCCCAGGAUGAAAACUGUAAGAAUUUAUUUCAGAAUGUCCCUUCAACUGUAAUGGAAGCCAUGUGCAGACAAGGACACCCUGCAGUCGCUUUAACAAAGCAGCAAGCUCUCUCCUGCCACAACCCACAGCGUUCUGUAGUUUUCCCACAGACUCCAUGUAGUCGGAAUUUCUCUCCUGAUAAGGCAGGACCCAUCGAGUCAGGAUUUAACCAAAUCAAUGUAAAAAACCGCGCAGUCCUUGCAAGCCCAACUUCAACCAGCCAACUCAACUCCGAGUUUAGCGACUGGCACCUUUGGAAAAGUGGGCAAUGCUUUAAAGACAUUACUCAGAGGAUCCUUUUACAGCUGCACGUCUGCACCCAGACACCCCGCAGACCCUACCAGUGUGGUCACUGCUCCCAGUCCUUCUCCCAGCCUUCUGAACUGAGGAACCAUGUGGUUACCCACUCCAGUGACAGACCUUUCAAGUGUGGCUAUUGUGGUCGUGCCUUUGCUGGGGCUACUACCCUCAACAACCAUAUCAGAACUCAUACUGGAGAAAAACCCUUCAAGUGCGAGAGGUGUGAGAGGAGCUUCACGCAGGCCACCCAGCUGAGUCGACACCAACGGAUGCCCAAUGAGUGCAAGCCAAUAACAGAGAGCCCAGAAUCAAUUGAAGUGGAUUAA
Dromiciops gliroides (monito del monte) is the source of this 1806-nucleotide messenger RNA. RefSeq names its product PR/SET domain 6 (gene PRDM6). Gene Ontology annotation, molecular function: protein binding; histone methyltransferase activity. The record is from RefSeq and is a predicted model, not a curated record. Gene Ontology annotation, cellular component: nucleus. NCBI's taxonomy places the organism in Eukaryota, Metazoa, Chordata, Mammalia, Microbiotheria, Microbiotheriidae.